AUGAGCAAUCGGAAGUUCCACGUCAUAAUCGUGGGCGCAUCGAUCGCGGGCCUGACCCUCGCUCACUGCCUCUCCAGCGCCAAUGUCGACUUCACAAUCCUGGAGGCUAGGGCUAGUCAGAUCACUCAAGGUACUGGGCUCGUUCUGCAGCCAAAUGGAGCCCGGAUUCUGGACCAACUGGGAUUAUAUGAUAAGGUACUGCGCCAGGCAGCGCGCAUCGUGUCGUACACAACAUAUUUCGACAGUGGGCGCCUCCUUCUGGACAUUGACACUCGGCAUUUGACUUCUCGGCGGACGGGCUAUCCGCUCUCCAUCAUCUCACGGCAAGCGUUGUUGAGUAUCCUCUUCGACUAUCUACCUCGCCAAGACCGUAUUCGUUUCAACAAGAAGGUUAUUCAAGUGACUCCAUCCGCCCGGGAAGUCACUGUUCACACCGCCGAUGGUUCACAAGUCUCCGGGGAUAUAGUGGUUGGGGCAGAUGGUGUACACUCCAUUGUACGCUCGCAAAUGUGGCAAUAUAUCCAAUCUAACAGACACGCUGCUCGGUUUUUUCUGGCGAGGGAGAUCCCUCAGAAAACAUCGUUUGCUGGAGUCUUUGGCACUGCCGACCCUGUUCCAGGACUCAAAGCGGGCGUAGUCUACCGUACAUUUGGAGUUGGAUGGGUCAUGCUCAUCAUGGUUGGCAAAGAUGCGCAAGUUUUCUGGUUCAUAUCUAUAGCAUGGCCGCAUACGAGUCGGCAGGCUUGGAGACGUCAGCAAGGGAAGACGAGCGUCGCACCCCUCAUGGCACCGUUCCUCGACAAACACGUCUCCGGCGAGGUCACUUUCAUGGAGAUAUACGACCGCACAAGUUCGUUCACGUUCGUUCCGCUCGAGGAGUCUUUCCAGAACCAAUGGUCAGCAGGCCGUUUUGCAUGUAUAGGAGACGCUGUGAACAAGACGACUCCCAACAUAGGCCAAGGAGCAAACUGUGCCAUAGAGACGGCUGCUUCCGUGGGAAAUUGCAUCGUGCUAGCCAGCAAAACCGAUGCGCCCUGGACGGAAGCCUACCUGGAGUCACGAUUGCAGACUUGGGAGAACAAAGGCAGGUGGUAA
Aspergillus japonicus CBS 114.51 is the source of this 1095-nucleotide messenger RNA. Its product is annotated as FAD-dependent oxidoreductase. The record is from RefSeq and is a predicted model, not a curated record. The transcript is spliced from 4 exons. The coding region runs from base 1 to 1095 and encodes 364 amino acids. Gene Ontology annotation, molecular function: FAD binding. NCBI's taxonomy places the organism in Eukaryota, Fungi, Ascomycota, Eurotiomycetes, Eurotiales, Aspergillaceae.